Molecule: messenger RNA, 2020 nt
Organism: Dipodomys ordii (Ord's kangaroo rat)
Lineage: Eukaryota; Metazoa; Chordata; Mammalia; Rodentia; Heteromyidae
Gene: Ahrr
Product: aryl-hydrocarbon receptor repressor
Exons: 10
Coding region: 8-2020 (670 amino acids)
Biological process (GO): regulation of transcription by RNA polymerase II
Cellular component (GO): aryl hydrocarbon receptor complex; nucleus
Molecular function (GO): protein dimerization activity; transcription cis-regulatory region binding; nuclear receptor activity
Source: RefSeq, a predicted model, not a curated record
GGUGAGCAUGAUCCCCCCUGCAGAGUGUACCUACGCGGGCAGGAAGAGGAGGAAGCCUGUUCAAAAGCGGAGGCCUGCCAUGGGUGCAGAGAAGUCCAACCCUUCAAAACGGCACCGAGACCGGCUCAACACCGAGCUGGAGCACCUGGCCAGCCUGCUGCCCUUCCCACCUGACGUCAUCUCGAAGCUGGACAAACUGUCUGUCCUGCGCCUCAGUGUCAGCUACCUCAGGGUGAAGAGCUUCUUCCAAGCCUUGCGGGAGACGCGUGUGUGGCCAGCGGACACCCUCCCCUCCGGAGAAGGCCCUAUCAGAGCGUGUCCUGUGCAGGAGGGGCGGCUGCUGUUAGAGUCUCUCAAUGGCUUUGCGCUGGUGGUAAGUGCAGAAGGGAUGAUCUUCUACGCUUCGGCAACAAUCAUGGACUAUCUGGGCUUCCACCAGACAGAUGUAAUGCAUCAGAACAUUUAUGACUAUAUCCACGUGGAUGACCGCCAGGACUUCUGCCAGCAGCUGCACUGGGCCAUGGACCCCCUGCAGGCCACGCGCACGCAGCCACCACUCCCCGAGACAGAUGACAUCAUGCCGGGAAAGCUGCUCAGAGCCCAGGAAGACGGCGCGGGCGUGCCCCCGGAGUACGCUGCCUUCCUGACACGGUGCUUUGUCUGUCGCGUGCGCUGCUUGCUGGACAGCACCUCUGGCUUUCUGACAAUGCAGUUCCAAGGGAAGCUGAAGUUCCUGUUUGGACAGAAGAAGAAGGCACCGUCAGGUGCGGCGCUGCCCGCUCGGCUGUCACUCUUCUGCACCGUGAUGCCGGUCAUUUUACCUCCCGUGGCAGAGAUGAGACGGGGCAGCACAUUCCUGAGGGUGAAGCACAGGUCAGACACGGACCCAAGAUCAAAGGCUAUCACAAAUCUGUGUGAAUCAGAACGUCACCGGAAACCCGGCUUCUUCGCAGGAAGGAGCAACGCAGAAAACAACAUGACCGAGUUCAGAGCACACUUGGACAGUGGCUGCUGGGCCCAGGUUCUGGGCAGGGUCCCAUGCCUGUGCUUCAGAGGCAACUCCGACUUCCUCCUGAGCCCCAAGCGGAGGGCAGGGAAUGAGGAAGAAGGUCAGGAGAGGGUGCCACGUGCGUCUGCAAAAGUGACAAGGCAGAGGGAGAGGCAGGGAUACAGUCGUCACUCAGACACAGCUGCGCCCGCCAGGCAUCCGAGCUGGGUGACGGAAGAGCCUGUCCGGGAGGACAGCAGCCGGCCGAGGCCAGAGCCGGGGAAGAAGGACCUGCACUCCACGCAUGCUGUGCUCCACAGCUCCUGCGUGUCCGGCCCGGGCAGCCAGGGCGUGUCCAGUGCCGCUGGCCUGACUACUACCUUCAGCGAUUCACUGGGCAGCCCCCUCAGUGCCUACGGGAGCCAGAUGAACAGGCCCCUGAGGGAUGUCCCCCAGGCCCAGGUGUACCCGUCCACCCGUCAUGUCCCCCAGCGCUGCCUGGGGACGCGACUUCCCCGAUCUGGGGUACAGUGCUUCAUGGCUGGAGGCUUCUCCACGGAGGGCACCGGCCUGCCCGGCCUGCCAAUGACUCCUCUGCUGCUGGAGGUGCCAAUCAAGACGGAAGGUGAUGCUGGGUGGCAGGGUGCGGCGGGGGGCUGCCCUCCCAGCAGGGGGUGGCUGGGAGCCAGUGGGGCCAGGAGACGUCUGAAAACAGAGCCAGACGGCCUGCCCCAGGCCUGCACCCAGCCCCCUGGGCAUCCCCACAGGAGGACCCCAGCUGGACCCUGCAGGGAACUAGCCCCACCCUACCCUGCACCCCGUGCCUGCCAGGAGCAGCCGACCCACCACCACCUCUGCAUGCCGGGCCGCAGAGAGGGCCAGAGCCCUCCUCUGGGCUGCGGCUGCAGAGCGCCUGGGGCUGGCCCUGUGGUCAAGUGUGAGCCCUUAGACUCACUCUCAUGGCCGUCUCUCGGCCGGGGGGCUGUACCCGAGGUGCUCCCCAAAGUGCCUCUGGGACACUGGCCCCUCUGA